AUGGAUAGAAGGAUUCAUGUUGAUGAUCUAGAUGACAAAUUAUCAUAUGUUCAACCAUCUUUUGAUGGAUUUAUGGAUUUGAUUAAGAAUGACAAGAAGGUAACAAAAACUUUGGUGAGCAAUGGUUGCGUGGAUUAUAAAGGGAAUAUUGCAAACAAACGAACUACUGGAGGAUGGAAGGCUUCGCCAUUCAUCAUAGUGAAUGAAGUGGCGGAGAGGUUGGCAUUCUUUGCAGUAGCAGUAAGUAUGGUGACAUAUUUGGUAUUUGAGAUGCAUCAAUCACUGCCUGAUGCUGCAACUCAUGUCAAUGAUUGGAUUGGAGCUGCCUAUGUUUUGACACUUCUUGGAGCUUUUCUAGCUGAUGCUUAUUUUGGUCGAUUCUUAACCAUCAUUAUUUUCUCUUGUAUCUACUUUGUGGGAAUGAUAUUAUUAACACUAUCAGCAUCAAUAGACAGCUUAAGACCACCUCUAUGCACAAAGAGGCCAUGCACUCCAUCAACAAAUGCUCAAACAUCUUUUCUCUAUGGAGCACUCUAUCUAAUUGCACUUGGGACAGGUGGCAUCAAACCAUGUGUUUCAACAUUUGGAGCUGACCAAUUUGAUGAAUCAGACAAAAAAGAAUCACAAAAGAAAUAUGCAUUUUUCAAUUGGUUCUUUUUUGCAAUUAACAUGGGUGCACUAUUGGGAAUAACACUUUUAGUUUAUGUGCAACAAGAAAAAGGAUGGACUUGGGGUUUUGCUGUGCCUACAAUAGCAAUGUUUGCAUCAAUUGUUGUUUUAAUUGUUGGAUUCAACAAAUAUAGGUAUAAAAAACCUAUGGGAAGUGCUUUUACUAGAUUUGCUCAAGUUAUUGUGGUUUCUACAAGAAAUCAUUUUAGAGGUGUUGUGGUGGGAAAUGAAAGUGAAUUAUAUGAGAUGAAGACCAAAGAGAGUGAUAUUUUUGGUGCUAGAAAGCUUCCUCACACUAAACAAUACAGAUUUUUGGAUAAAGCAGCAGUAGUAACAGACGUUGAAACAAUCACCAACAAUAAAUGGAAAUUAUGCACAGUAACACAAGUUGAAGAAUUCAAAUCCUUUAUAAGAAUUCUUCCAAUUUGGGCCUCAACAAUUGCACUUUCAAUUUCAUUUGCUCAACUAUCAACAUUUUUCCUAACACAAGCCAACAUUAUGGACCGAAAACUCGGCCCACAUUUCACGAUCCCGGCGGGGUCCGUCCCGGUCUUCACCGCCCUCAACGGGCUCCUCCUCGUCCCGAUAUACGAGAAAUUCGUUGUCCCAUACCUCCGUUCCAAAACGGGGCACCAACGUGGCAUCACGUCUUUGCAACGUAUCGGGGUUGGCUUAUUUGUGUCAAUUUUUGCACUAAUGUCUGCCGCGUUGGUUGAGAGAAUGAGACGUUCAAACUCUGACCCUACUAAAGGAUUGAGCGUAUUUUGGUUAUUUCCGCAAUUUUUUCUAAUUGGUACGGCUGAAGUUUUCUCAUAUGUAGGUCAAUUGGAGUUUUUUUACGACGAAGCGACGGACGGUACGAGGAGUAUAAGUAGUGCAUUAUUUUUGAGUGAAAUUGGAAUUGGGAGUUGGUUAAGUUCAGCCUUAGUGAAAAUUAUUGAAAGUAUAACUGGUGGUGUAGAGGAAGGGUGGAUUAGGAAUAAUCUUAAUAAAAGUAAGCUUGAUUAUUUUUAUUGGAUAUUAACAGGAAUAAACGGAGUGAAUUUCUUGGUAUAUUUAAUUGUUGCAUGGAGGUACAAGGGGAGAAAUUGUGAAAGAGGAACAAUUAGAGAUGAGUCUAAUUUAAUUGAACUUGAUGUUCAAUUCAAAAAGGAGAAUGAUACUGGGGAAUUUUCUAGUAUGGCCUCUUGA
Messenger RNA from Solanum dulcamara, 1860 nucleotides. RefSeq names its product protein NRT1/ PTR FAMILY 8.2-like. Gene Ontology annotation, cellular component: membrane. The coding region runs from base 1 to 1860 and encodes 619 amino acids. Gene Ontology annotation, molecular function: transmembrane transporter activity. The transcript has 5 exons. The record is from RefSeq and is a predicted model, not a curated record. Lineage: Eukaryota; Viridiplantae; Streptophyta; Magnoliopsida; Solanales; Solanaceae. Gene Ontology annotation, biological process: transmembrane transport; oligopeptide transport.